Messenger RNA from Arabidopsis arenosa, 1084 nucleotides. Lineage: Eukaryota; Viridiplantae; Streptophyta; Magnoliopsida; Brassicales; Brassicaceae. The record is from the annotation of a GenBank genome assembly.
AAUUGAUUUGUUUUACCUUUUAAUUUUAUUUUGUUAUCGAGUGUUGGAGGAGCGUUACUUCAGAUUUGUUUUAGAUAUGGCGUCUAGAGUCUCUGAUCUGAUGAGACUGCAAGUUUCUGUUAGACAAAACCGGAAAGUUCUUGGAGACAUUGGAAAUCUUGUCACUGUCGUGAAAUUUGUUAGACAAAGUUCUCAAGCAUAUAUGGCUGAACAGAUCAGAAGAGAGAUAGCUACUAUGAAGUUGAUUAAGCACCCAAAUGUUGUGCAAUUGUAUGAGGUGAUGGCAAGCAAGACGAAAAUAUUGAUCAUCUUGGAGUAUGUUACAGGAGGAGAACUCUUUGAUAAGAUUGUAAAUGAUGGGCGGACGAAAGAAAACGAGGUGCGGAGAUAUUUCCAACAGCUUAUACAUGUUGUGGACUACCCUCAUAGCAGAGAUGGUGAGGAUCCGGAAGAUGAACCGAUGGAUGACGAAGACUUGAAGCUCUCGCAAAACGCUAUGAAGGGAGAACAGAAUGAGAGCACCUUUCAAGUAAACAAUAAUAUAGCCAAUGGAUCGGGAUGUAUAUUGUUAGGCACAUUAAGCACCCACGAUUUUAUUAGGAGUAGUGUGGCGAAGAAACUAGGGAUUCCGAUACGGAGGCGACCAGACAGGGUAGUUGCAUUGGCUGAUGGUGGUAAGUGUCCCGUUGAUGGCCUAUGUAAGGGUAUUUCAAUGACGGUACAAGGUCAUCAAUUUGAGGCUGACUGUUUCGCUAUUCCAUUAAGCGGUUUUGAUGUGGUCCUUGGAAUACGUUGUUUGAACGCACUUGGACGAGUCAUGUGGGAUGUUCCUGCUCGGACUAUAGAAUUCGUUCACAAGGAUAUGAUGGUUAAAUGGCAUGGAGAAGACAAGGGACCCACAAGGACCCUCUCUAAACUCCAGGAGACGGGUACACCCUUGAGAGAUGGUUUGAUGAAGAAGAAAGAUUUUUACUACGCUUGGAAAUUCACAUAUAACGACAGAACGAUCAGAUUCUACAAGGAGGCAAUCAAUGAGAACAUUACGAUCUAAUUCAUAUUUGCAACUCUUCAGCUCAUGCUUCGC